AUGGCGGAUGAAGUGUCGCGAGCUCAGAGCGCGCAGCCGGGAGGAGACACGAUAUUCAGCAAAAUCAUCCGUAAAGAGAUUCCUGCGAACAUCUUUUAUGUAGAUGAUCAGUGUAUUGCCUUCCAUGAUGUGGCCCCUCAAGCUCCCACUCAUUUCCUGGUGGUCCCCAGAAAGCCCAUUACCCAGAUCUCUAAAGCAGAGGACGCUGAUAAAAAGCUGCUUGGACACCUGAUGAUCGUUGCUAAGAAGUGUGCUGAGCAGGUGGGAUUGCCCAGAGGAUAUCGACUGGUGCUCAAUGAGGGUCCUGAUGGGGGUCAGUCCAUUUACCACAUUCACAUCCACGUUCUGGGUGGUCGUCAGUUGGGAUGGCCUCCUGGCUAA
This is a messenger RNA of Sinocyclocheilus anshuiensis, 381 nucleotides long. RefSeq names its product histidine triad nucleotide-binding protein 1-like. The record is from RefSeq and is a predicted model, not a curated record. The transcript is spliced from 3 exons. Lineage: Eukaryota; Metazoa; Chordata; Actinopteri; Cypriniformes; Cyprinidae. Gene Ontology annotation, molecular function: catalytic activity. The coding region runs from base 1 to 381 and encodes 126 amino acids.